AUGGCUAUCUUGUCUACGCCUUUCACGCGUCCGCAACUUGUUAAUCUUGCAAUUUUCGUGAGCAUUAUGACUAUUUUAUUGAAUAUUGCUGAAGGAAUACUUUCUAUGUUUUUCGGAAAACAAUCUAAUUCCGUUAGCUUGGUAAUCUUUGGAAUUGGUUCUUUUGUUGAAAUGACAUCAUCUGUUUUAGUCUUAUGGCGAUUUGCCUCUGAAUCAUGUCAGGAAAUCUCCAUGAUUUCUAUAACUCACAAGGAUAAAUAUAUUGAUAAAGAACGUAAAGCUACUUUAGGAAUUGGAUGUCUUUUUAUUGUUUUGGCAUUAGGAACAUUUUUACAUGCAAUAAUCUCUUUAACUCAAAAAAGUCACCCCGAUAAUACUAUAUCAGGUAUUAUUAUUUCUAGUAUAUCAAUCGUAAUUAUGUUGGCUGUUUAUUUUUGUAAAAGAUAUUUGGCUGUGAGUUUGGAUUCUUCUACAAUGGCAUCUGAAGCACAAU
Messenger RNA from Racocetra persica, 493 nucleotides. The record is from the annotation of a GenBank genome assembly. Lineage: Eukaryota; Fungi; Glomeromycota; Glomeromycetes; Diversisporales; Gigasporaceae.